AUGACCGCGUCACUCGAACACAGACACACGACGUCGCACACGAUGCUCAGUCCCAAGGCCAAAGCGUUUUCCGUCGAGCAGCUACUACGACGACCACUGGAGGAGGAUGUGGCGAAGGAGAAAAAAUCAUCAGAUCUUUUUCACAUUCCACGUGGUGAUGAUCGAAUGGGGGAGGUCCGAGUGGAAUUGUGUCAUGGUGACCUGUGGGAAUCAUUCUACAGACUGGGAACAGAGAUGAUCAUCACUAAAAGCGGAAGACGGAUGUUUCCUCCGCUGAGGCUGCGUGUCCUGGGAACUGAACCCGGAGCCAGAUACACCAUCAGCCUCAACUUCGUCAACAUAAUCUGGCAAUCUUGUUUGAUUUUCAGCUCCAAAUGGAUUGUUUCUGGUAACGGAGAAGCUCUGGCGGACGGACACCGAUACGGACACCCAGACAGUCCGUUCAGCGGACACAGCUUAAUCAAUCAGAUCAUAUCGUUUGACAAAGUGAAGUUAACCAAUAACCAAAGUCGGAAACCAGGCCAGGUGCGGAAUUCAUUGAUGUGUAUGUCGUCAAUGCAGAGAUUUCAACCUCAGAUCCACGUGGAGAAGCUAGAGACAGAUAACUCUGUGAUUUCUCACACCGUGGUGUCGUUCCCACAGACGACGUUCAUGGCUGUGACAGCUUAUCAGAAUCAAGAGAUAACUCGAUUGAAGAUAGCCAAAAACCCAUUUGCGAAAGGAUUUAGGGAAGCAGGCAAGAACAGACAGUACGUUUGAAAAUAAUUUUAUUUAAUAAAAAAAAAAAUUAAUUCGAUAUUUUACACAGGGUUAAAAAAAAGUGUUUCUUUAACAUUACUUGAUUACUUUAGUUUAUAAAACACAAACGUUACUACCUGACUUCACUGUUGAUCGAUGAUGUUGUCUAUUCAUGUCUACAAUUACUCGUGAUUCAGGGCACCUGUACUUUAAAAAAUACUCAUACCUUAUUACUUUACAGUUUCAUCUUUCACUCACUCGGGCAUUAGUUUAUUUUCUAUAGAUUUCUCAUUUGUUGUAUAGCUAUUAACUAUCAUCUGUGAUGUAGUCACUGUCUUUAGAUCAGACGAAGUAAACGAGGUGUUGCCA
Gigantopelta aegis is the source of this 1107-nucleotide messenger RNA. RefSeq names its product T-box transcription factor TBX15-like. Gene Ontology annotation, cellular component: nucleus. The transcript has 6 exons. Bases 1 to 759 code for a protein of 252 amino acids. NCBI's taxonomy places the organism in Eukaryota, Metazoa, Mollusca, Gastropoda, Neomphalida, Peltospiridae. Gene Ontology annotation, biological process: regulation of transcription by RNA polymerase II; positive regulation of DNA-templated transcription. Gene Ontology annotation, molecular function: RNA polymerase II cis-regulatory region sequence-specific DNA binding; DNA-binding transcription factor activity, RNA polymerase II-specific. The record is from RefSeq and is a predicted model, not a curated record.